Messenger RNA from Phytophthora nicotianae INRA-310, 1047 nucleotides. RefSeq lists its product as hypothetical. NCBI's taxonomy places the organism in Eukaryota, Oomycota, Peronosporomycetes, Peronosporales, Peronosporaceae. The transcript is spliced from 7 exons. Gene Ontology annotation, molecular function: hydrolase activity. Bases 1 to 1047 code for a protein of 348 amino acids. The record is from RefSeq and is a predicted model, not a curated record.
AUGACGGACUUGAAGCCGGACACGUACUAUUACUACCAAUACGGCCACGAGGGACAUGCUCUGAGUCACGUGCGACGCUUCAAGUCGCGGCCUCCAAAGAGUACUAAGUACGCAAACUUUAUUGCGUAUGCCGAUAUGGGCGCGUACGUUGAGCCAGGCUCGGCGUCGACUGCUGGAAGAGUUUACGAGGAAGUGAUGGGAGGAGGAUACGAUUCCUUCUUGCUGCACUUCGGCGACAUCAGCUACGCUCGAUCGGUUGGAUACAUUUGGGACCAGUUCUUUCAUUUGAUCGAGCCCUACGCGACCAGAUUACCAUACAUGGUGGGCAUCGGAAAUCACGAAUACGACUACAACAGGGGUGGAAAGCAUGACCUGAGUGGUGGCAUGCUACCGUACGGGGGAAGCUUCAACCCGUCGUGGGGUAACUUUGGUAUCGAUUCGGCCGGGGAGUGCGGAGUGCCAAUGCACCAUCGAUGGCAUGCUCCCAAGACAGGAAACUGGAUUUACUGGUACUCGUUCAACUACGGCGGUGUCCAUGUCAUCCAAAUGUCGACCGAGCACAACUGGACCCGCGGAUCCGAGCAAUAUGAAUGGCUUCAGCACGAUUUGGAGCAAGUGGAUCGCAGCGUCACUCCGUGGGUGGUGCUGACAGCUCAUCGCAUGAUGUAUACGACCCAGAUGAACAUCGAGUCCGAUAUGAAGGUUUCCUACAAGUUUCAGGAGGAAGUUGAAGACCUGAUUUACAAGCACCGUGUUAAUUUGAUGAUGGUUGGCCAUGAACAUGCUUACGAGCGAAGCUGCCCAUUGUAUCGUAAAGAGUGCUUUGCUGAUGGCAAAGGCACGGUGCAUAUUGUGGUGGGCUCUGCUGGUUAUCCACUCGGGACUGAGGACUUCUCUGACAAGUACGGGAAGUGGAGUCUCCGCCACGUCAACGACUAUGGAUAUCUUCGCAUCGCCACAAGCCCGGAAGACAUGCGGAUCCAGUUCGUGCUCAACAAGAACGGCAACGUGUACGACGAGUUCAUUAUCGAGCCCUGGGAGGACUAA